UUAAAAAAAGCAUUUUUAACAAAAAGAGAGAAAAGUGAAAACAGAUUAAUUAAUUGAGAUCUGAAUUGUAAAAGAGAAAGAGAAAAAGAUAAGAACAAAAAGUUCAGUAAGACAGAGAAAGAGAAGAGAGAGAAAGAAGAUACCUCUGAUUAUGAAAGUGAAAGCUUGUGUUGUUGUUUUAACUUUUGGAGCUUACUCAUGGAACCACAACCAGCCACUAUCUGAUACCAACUGAAACCCUUUCUCUCUCUCUCUCUCUUCUUCUUCUUCUUCCUUCUUCUGCAUGAAAAAACCUCUCUCUUGAUUAACCCUUCAAACCAAAAACACAAUUGAUCAUCAGCAUCAUCCUUUUCGGGUACGGUUCAGUUCAUCCGUUUGAUUUUUCGUACUUGGGUUUUUUUGGUUAUUGGGGUUCUCUCCAUUUCUGGGGUUUUUCUUCGAAUCUGGUUUUUGGGUUUCAAGUUUUUGAAUCUGGGUCUGAAUCAGGAAGACAAAGAAAGGGUUUUUCUUCUUUUUAUUUUUUAAUGUAAAGGAAAGAUUUUUCUUUUCGGAUUCUGAAAACUUGAAAACAUCCUCAGUAACGCCGUUAUUUCCGCCAUUAUUAUUGAUAGUAAUAAUAGUAAAAAAGCCCCAAAUGAAAGACCUUGAGAAAAGCUUGGAUCCUCAGCUAUGGCAGGCCUGUGCCGGUGGAAUGGUCAAUAUACCACCAGUGAACUCUAAAGUCUUCUACUUUCCACAAGGCCACGCCGAACACUCCCAGACCCAUGUCGAUUUCUCCGCUGUUUCGAUCAGAAUCCCUCCAUUCGUUCUCUGCAGAGUUUCAGCUCUGAAAUUCAUGGCAGACCCAGAAAGUGAUGAGGUUUUUGCUAAGAUGAGAUUAGUGCCUUUAGGAAUUAACGAUUUUAGAGAAGAAGAAGAUGAUGAAGUAGUUGUUGUUGCUUCGGGUUCUGAUGAUAAUGGUUCUGAAAAUCAUCAUGAAAAGCCCACUUCUUUUGCUAAGACAUUAACUCAAUCUGAUGCCAAUAAUGGUGGUGGGUUUUCUGUUCCUAGGUAUUGUGCUGAGACAAUUUUUCCUGGUUUAGAUUACACUGCUGAUCCACCUGUUCAGACUGUUAUAGCUAAGGAUGUUCAUGGUGAGAUGUGGAAAUUUAGGCAUAUCUUUAGAGGUACUCCUCGUAGACAUUUGUUAACAACAGGUUGGAGUAAUUUUGUGAACCAGAAGAAGUUAGUUGCUGGCGAUUCGAUUGUGUUUCUCAGGACUAAAACUGGUGACAUUUGUGUUGGGAUUAGGAGAGCUAAGAGAGGCAUUGGUGGUGGUAAUGGAUCAGACACCACUUCUGGAUGGAACAAUGGUUCAUCUUAUGCUGGUGGUUUUUCGGUUUUCAUGAGGGAAGAUGAGAACAAAAUGGGGCGAAACUCGGGUUGUGGUGGCAAUUCUGGUCCUACUGCUGGUGGGAAUUUCAGAGGGACUAGAAGAGUAAGGCCUGAAGCUGUUGUUGAAGCUGCUGCUCGUGCUGCCAAUGGCGAGCCAUUCGAGAUUAUUUAUUACCCUCGUGUUAGCACUCCUGAGUUCUGUGUUAAGGCCUCUUCGGUUAAAGCCGCUAUGAGGAUUCAAUGGAGCUCGGGAAUGAGGUUUAAGAUGGCGUUUGAAACCGAGGAUUCGUCUCGAAUUAGCUGGUUUAUGGGAACUAUAGCUUCUGUUAAAGUUGCUGACCCUAUCCGCUGGCCUAAUUCCCCUUGGCGGCUUCUUCAGGUGACAUGGGAUGAACCAGAUUUGCUUCAGAAUGUGAAAUGUGUUAGUCCAUGGUUGAUUGAAUCGGUAGCUAACAUGCCAAUCAUCCACAUGUCAUCCUUUUCACCACCGAGAAAGAAGUUGCGAUUCCCUACAACGCAACACCCCGACUUUACUUUUGAUGGACAUUUCCCAGUGUCUUCAUUUUUAGGUAACCCCUUAGGGCCCAGCAGCCCCAUGUGUUUUCUUCCCGAUAACACACCUGCAGGCAUACAGGGAGCCAGGCAUGCUCUAUUUGGACUAUCUUUAUCGGAUCUCCAACUUAACAGCAAUAACAACAAGCUGCAACCCCAACCCGGGCUGUUGUCUUCCAGUUUCCACCAGCAGUUGAAUCAACACUCUGGAAUUUCGAGCGCUGGACUCAAAAGAGUCCGCUCUGACACCACUCCCACCACCACCAACAACAACAACAGCGAAAGCUUAUCUUGCUUACUCACAAUGGGAAAUUCUAGUCCAAAUGCUGAGAAAUCUGAUAGUGUAAAGAGACAUCAGUUUGUUCUCUUUGGUCAACGAAUACUCACCGAACAGCAAAUUUCAGCCGAUUCCCAUUCAGACAAAGCAAAGUUUCUCUCCAAUAGUUCAUCAGAAAAAUCAUCUAACAAUGUCGGGUUUUCAUGGCAUCAAGGUCACCAAGCUACCGAAUUUGGUAUGGAUACCGGUCAUUGUAAGGUGUUUAUGGAGUCUGAAGAUGUUGGACGGACUCUAGACCUUUCUGCUCUCGGUUCCUACGAGGAGCUGUACAGAAAGCUGGCUAACAUGUUCGAAAUUGAAAGAUCUGAGAUGCUCACCCGAGUUUUUUACCAUGAUGCUACCGGUACUCUUAAACAAACUGGAGAAGAACCUUUUAGUGAUUUUAUGAAGACAGCGAAAAGGCUGACAAUUAUAGCAGCAGAAGAUUCGAGCAACAAAAAUGUGGGAAGGACAUGGAUUACAGGAAUGCGAAAUGCGGAAAAUGGACUCGGGUCAUCAAACAAGACAGGUCCUUUGAGCAUAUUUGCUUGAUUUCCAUUCAUGUACUGAUCUUUGUUUAAUGAUUACUUACUAAGACUGAACAAGUGUUUUUGGAUGUCUAUUUUUAGCUAUUUAUUAUUUUGUAAGGAGAGAAUAGGAUAUUGAACUCCAUUUUCUAUUCAUGAUGAUGACUCAAUCUACUUGAUUUUCUAUCA
This is a messenger RNA of Cannabis sativa, 2958 nucleotides long. RefSeq names its product auxin response factor 10. The transcript is spliced from 5 exons. Gene Ontology annotation, molecular function: protein binding; DNA binding. The record is from RefSeq and is a predicted model, not a curated record. The coding region runs from base 635 to 2794 and encodes 719 amino acids. Gene Ontology annotation, cellular component: nucleus. NCBI's taxonomy places the organism in Eukaryota, Viridiplantae, Streptophyta, Magnoliopsida, Rosales, Cannabaceae. Gene Ontology annotation, biological process: response to hormone; regulation of DNA-templated transcription.